This is a messenger RNA of Bombus pyrosoma, 1652 nucleotides long. Its product is annotated as facilitated trehalose transporter Tret1-like. Lineage: Eukaryota; Metazoa; Arthropoda; Insecta; Hymenoptera; Apidae. The transcript is spliced from 5 exons. The coding region runs from base 69 to 1454 and encodes 461 amino acids. Gene Ontology annotation, molecular function: transmembrane transporter activity. Gene Ontology annotation, cellular component: membrane. Gene Ontology annotation, biological process: transmembrane transport. The record is from RefSeq and is a predicted model, not a curated record.
AUAAUUUCAUCCAACCUGGCAACGCAACCAUUACAUCCUGCACAUCUCGUCUGGUACCAAGAAUCAAGAUGUCUAUUGAAAAUCCAAAGAAAGAUGCGGAUAAAGAAAUCACGAUCUGGCCACAGUGGCUAGCCACGUGUACACUCAGCUUAGCUGUUAUCGGAAGUGGUCUCGCGAAUGGUUGGGCAUCGCCGUACUUGGCUCAACUGACAUCAACGGAAGCGAACAUACCUUUGAAACUGACAGAUACUGAAGCGUCCUGGGUAGCCUCCCUUUUAAAUCUUGGUCGCCUGGUUGGGGCUUUGCUCAGUGCACUGUGUCAAGAGUAUAUUGGACGAAAAAGAGUACUUCUGCUUGGUGGGGUACCAUUGACCGCAAGCUGGAUAUUCAGCAUUUGUGCUACAUCAGUCAUGUGGCUCUACAUCUCUAGAUUCUGCUCGGGAAUUGGUUCGGGAAUGAUGUGGGCUGCAUUGUCCUUGUAUCUAAGCGAAAUUGCCAAUCCGAAAAUUCGUGGGUCACUGAUAUCCAUGAACGUGAAUGCAUCUUCCGUUGGUAUGUUCUUGGGCAAUGCAAUGGGUCCUUAUCUGUCCAUGGAGAUGUUCGGGUACGUGAGCCUCGUUCCGAGUAUCCUCUUCAUGAUCCUCUUCAGUUUGAUACCCGAAUCACCCUACCAUUACCUCCUACACGGAAAUAUCGACAAGGCUGAGGCAUCCUUGAAGUGGUUUAGGCGAGAAUCUGACGUCAAAGCCGAGAUGCGAGAUCUUCAAGAAUUCGUCGACGGAGCUGAAACUAAUAUUUUCCUAAAGUUGAAGGAGUUCCUCAUGCCAAGUAAUUUAAAGAAACCUCUCGUCAUAAUUGGUGUCUACGUGUUCUCCUACGUAAGUGGACACAGUGCACUGAGCUCUUACGCAGAAAUAAUCCUGAUAAAAAGCAGAAUUGCCGUAAAACCAAGCUUAAUAGUGACGAUCCUUGGAUUCUCUACAAUCAUAGCUGGCUUGGCAUCUAUGUUUCUAGUUGACAAAUUUGGUAGAAAAUGUUUCUUGAUAAUGUCUGGUAUAGGAACAUCGAUAUCCUUGGCACUUUUAGGGUUGCAUUUUCAUCUCCUUUCAUUAGAAUACGAUCCUAACAGCUUGACGUGGUUACCAAUAGUCGCGUUAUUAACUUUCAAUCUCUCCAUGUCUUGUGGAUUACAACCGAUUCCAAGCACACUUUUAGGUGAAAUGUUCACUGCAAAUAUGAAAAACAUGGCCUCUUUAUUCGUGAGCUCCAGUAACGCUCUGCUUUCUUUCGCGAGUGCAAAAUCUUAUCAACCUUUCCUAGAUUUAGUCGGUGACAAAUUUGUAUAUUGGACUUAUAGUAUUUGUGUGUUAUUUUCCGCGCCAUAUGUCUAUUUUUUAAUCCCGGAAACGUCGGGAAAGAGCCUCAUAGAAAUCCAACGAUCGAUAAAAAAGUGAUAGCGCAUUAAACUCUUCUUUCAAUUUCACAACAGCUUUACCUUGCCUAAAAAAGAUAGAUCAUUGUAAGAUGAACAAAAAUCAUAAGACUAUAACUUGUACUAUUUAUAAAAUGCAAGUUAAUUGUAAGCUAUUGUAUACUUAUUUUAAGACACAUUCAUCCUUUGUAAUUUUUCAUUCUAUUAUUUCAUCAUAUAU